Molecule: messenger RNA, 1319 nt
Organism: Nerophis lumbriciformis (worm pipefish)
Lineage: Eukaryota; Metazoa; Chordata; Actinopteri; Syngnathiformes; Syngnathidae
Source: RefSeq, a predicted model, not a curated record
ACUGAGUCACACGGCCUAGCAACGAGAACUCAAAGGAGUCCGCAGGUACGUCCUUGUCUUUGGAAGACUUUGUUGGACUCCUCAAGUCCAGCAAGGAGCUCCCUAACCAGGGAGAAUGUUCCACACACCUGGGAGGUCUCCUUCAGACAAGGAAGUAACAUCAUGAAGGAUUUAUCUGCGCUGAGUCGGGGGUGUGGUCGCGUGGUCGAGACGAGCGCACGCAGCGACCAUGGCCGCCUGGACGUCUGCUUCACGCCGCGGGAUUACUACAUCUGGAAGUCCCAGGAUGCUUUGCUGCGUCUGACCGCCAGCGGCAGUUUUCUAAGGAGCGAGGAGUCAAGCAUCCCAAAGACCUACAGCACUCGCAGGGGGGCCCUUGUCCUCUACUCCCGGGACUUGGUGACGCUGGCGAGCCCGCCUGGGCCGCUGCCCGCUCACAGGAAGAGGGCGAACGCUCAAGAAGUGGAUCGACGCGCAGUGACGCUGGGAGAGCGGACAGCGGCCAUUUUGAGUCAGGUGACGGAGCGGUCAGUGUGUGGUAGCACAUUGUCGACGACUGCCCGACUUGCCCCGCCCAUCUUACCUCCACUUGGCCGCCAUUGUCACCCUCACAUUAAACUUCAGCACAGUCCAGAGUUCCUGAGUGACACGGACCCUCAGGGAGUCCCUGCCCAUCUGGACCAGGAGAAUCCACCUGAAGGUCAGAAGGAGAACAACAGGAGGGUCCGUCUGGAUGUGCUCCUUCAGAUACCCAGGGUUACUAGCAGUCCGCCAUCAUGGAUAAUGGACCAUGUGACAGUGACUCCUGAAGAGAGUCCUGAAUCCUGCCAGAGGAAUCAUCUACAUAGCCCUGAAGGUCCAAGAGAACACCUGCAAACUUCCCCCAUUGAAGACCGCCAAGUUCUUCUUCCUCCUCUGAGACCUCCUGAGCCUUCUCCGUUCUGCUGCCUGCGUCCACUCACUGGAAGUCAAAUUUUCACCUCUGUUGUUGUUAUUCUGAUCGAGCAAGAACCCUGUUGAUUUUCAACAAGAUAGUUUUAAUUUUACAGCAAACACUUUCAGAUUGUCUUGAUACCGCUCAACCUCUGGCAACUUUUACAUUGGACUUUAUAAAACCGUCUGGCAUUAUCAAUUUUUUUUUUUUUUUUUUUUUGCCAAAGCAAGAAACCUAUUGAUUUUAAAUGACACCUGACGCAAGGAGUCAGGCAUCCGGGAUCUCUGUGUGUACAAGCGCCCGUGACACAUAGAGGAUCAUCACUAUGUGUUCUAGCAAGAACUCUAUUGAUUUUAAUGAUACCAGAGACUAACCUAGCCAUGGU